Oncorhynchus masou masou (cherry salmon) is the source of this 2373-nucleotide messenger RNA. RefSeq lists its product as uncharacterized. The coding region runs from base 190 to 2373 and encodes 727 amino acids. The record is from RefSeq and is a predicted model, not a curated record. The transcript has 4 exons. NCBI's taxonomy places the organism in Eukaryota, Metazoa, Chordata, Actinopteri, Salmoniformes, Salmonidae.
CGUCAGGAGGGAAGAGUGAGGCAGGACAUGUUAGAGUUGUGUUUGUUAGGAACACACGUGGGAAAAGGAGAGAGAGAGCGAGGGACUGAAUUAAAGCAGCUGAGUUUAAAGGAAAGCUUCUCAUGAAAAGAGGGCUGGAGGAGAAGAGGAUGAAGGGAAGAAAACACAGAGGAAGAGAAUAGAACAGCGAUGUCUGAGGCGGACAGUCACUCUGGAAGUAUGUCUCUGAUCCAGUCCAUGCUGCGCAGACUGAGCACUGCAGAAGACACGGAUCAACCUCCUAACAUACACUCAAACACGCACCGUAACACACACCAACACCUCAGAACCUCAGUGGAAACAGACAGGGGAUUCUAUGUGACCCCUCAGGACCACAAUAAUGCAGAGCUCAAAUUCAAAGGAAAGCUUGCUGCAGUGAUUGAGGAUGAUGAUGGUGAUUGUGUUGAUGAUGACAAGGAUCCACAAUUGAAAGUUCCGACUGAAAGGGACAACGAUCCGGAAUCAUCAGACAGGGAUUCAGAAAGAGAAGAGGGGAAUUCCGGUAUUCCAUUUUUGGAUGCAGGAUUGGAAAAACUGGGCAACGAGGAGGAGGUGGAAACCAGAGAAACCCCCUCUGUGAUUCCCAGAUGGGAGGGAAGGCAGUUGCCACUCUGUCCCCCUGGCCUGGAUGCCAGACCCCCGCUUCCCCCCGUUCCCCCCAAGAGGAGGGCUAAACCACCGCUACACCCUACAGGGCCACCGCCCCCUCCACCAGCCCUCGACCCUAGCCGGAGUGCUCCUGUGUGGGGGGGAGUGGUAGGCGAGGGCCCAGGCUGUGAGCUGAGGCCUACAGGGCAUGGGAGAGGGCCUGGAGGCCAGGAGGAGGAUAUGCUAUUGUCCUCAGGGGAUAUGCUGUCAAUAUACUCAGCUGUCAUCCUCAAGUCAGAACGCCGAUUCUCACAGCCCAUUCUGGAUUUUACUCUGGGCUCUACAGCACAGAGGGGUGGAGGGGUGCAACAGUUGGAGACGACUGUGUCCAUGGCAACACAGGACCCUUCCAAGCUGAGGGGAAAGGAUAUAGGGCGCCCCCCUAAAUCCUCUGAGCCGGUGGGGAUGGGGGUAAUGGGGAUACCCAAACCAUUGGAAUUGACCCCACCCAAGCCACUUUUACCAAAACCUCCACGCAAAAACAGAUCUCUGGCCCAGGGACCUGAGGGGAGAGCCCAGGACAGCCCAGAUGGAAGUGCCUCUUCUGGGUCUGAAACGAGAGACAUCCCCCCUGGCUUCCAGUCUGUACCUCCAGGGACAGAGGGAGUCAGAGAACCACCAGAUCCUAGCAAACACAUCGCAGAUGGGAGCGAGAGCUCCAGAACCCCUGCAGAGAUUCGGAGUAACACGGAGGAGCGAGGUUUGUUAGAGGGGGGGAGGAAUUUAGAAGGCACACCGGAAGUUGUGGUUCAGGACACUGCAACAUGGGGUGGUGGGGGUGUGCUUGGGUCGAAACACCUGAAUAUGAAGAAAAUGAAGGGAGGAAAGCUGAAGAAAUUUACCAAGAAGAUGAUGAGCAGAUGGAAGGAGAGUCGAGAGGAGAAGGAAGGAAAUGGAGAGACUCAGGAUGACGACGGAGAAAAAGAGGUGGAGAGCAAAAUGCCGUUAGUGCAUCUCCAUCAAGAUCGACAUUCAGUCAGGUUGCAUGCUAAAAUGUCCAUUAUAGAGGAAGAGGGGGGGAAAGAGGAGGAGGAGGAGAAGAGGAGUGGUGAGGCUACACAGGAGUCGCCAACGAUGGACCGGCCCAGCCAAGCUGAGACGGAGAGGAAGCCUGUGGGACACCAUGCAAGUUUUCAGAGCUCCUUCAGCUCUUUCAAGUUCAACUUCAGUUCCAUCAGCUUGGUGGACGAGAUUCUAACAGGAGAUGAGUGGUCACCAUUCCUGUCUAUAAAGGACAGUCCAGCCCCCUCGCCGUCUGUUUACCAAUCAGAAGCUGCUAGCCAACACGAUUAUGAUGAAGGCGACCAAUUAAAGACUGGACCAGAGUUGCGCCUUCCCAACGACGUUCAACAUAACCACGAGGACAUAGGCUUUUCUUUAUACGAGGCUGUCAGCUUCAGCCAAUCAAGUCCGAAUGAGAUUGUGGACAACCAAUCGGACAACAGACAACAGGAAGUAGACAACAACAAUGACACAGGAGCUGACGCCAUUGCUGUCAUCAAACCGAAGAUAAUAUUGGAAAAUGAUGCAAUGGAGGAGAGUGAGUUGGACUACUCCAGACCCAUAUCUAAGGACAUCCAUGACACUGUUGAAUUAUGCAAGUCCCCCAUAAGGACCCAAUCAAAGGACCUUCUUGACUUCCUCUGUGUUGAGGUGAGCCACAAUGCUGGAUUGUGGGUAUUGUAG